AUGGCUCCAGAUCCAUUUGACUGGAACGCUGAGAUUUGCAAAACAGAGGUCACUGGGGACAUCUUGCAAUGUACCUCUCACGUCGAAGCUCAAGGGCAGAUCAAUCUUACCGAUAUCAUUGGAAUUCUGCCUUCCCCUGAUUCUGAUUCCAGAUUCCGAUUGCUAUUCCUUGUGAGACCUGCAUGUGGAGAUAAGGAGGUGCUCGGCUGGUUGGAGAAAACAGACAUCCCAUCCCUGCCCCCUUCUCUAUCACCGUUUUUGAUCAAGCUUCCAGACCAUCUUCGACAUGUUAAGCCGGUGCAGGUUAUAAUAUCAACGUUGUCGGGAACAGGGACCGCUCGGAUAGUUUACCGCGAUCUUUUGAGACCCUUUCUAUCCUAUCUAGGUAUCAAUCAUCAGGCCCACGAAACGCAGUCCACUCACACGAUCAGCGAGUUGUCUCGAUCCCAGUUUCUGGAGGACGCCUGCGCAGGAACUCCUCAAACAAUUAUUCUGCUUUCGGGUGAUGGGGGUCUGGUUGAUAUUCUCGAUGUUUUCUAUAAAUCUACUCGGGAUAUCCAAACGCCCCCACAUAUCACCCUAGUCCCUUGUGGGACAGGCAAUGCCAUGGCCAGCUCUAUUGGGUUAAGAUCCGGGCCAUCUUCAAGUCUCACUGCGUUGCUCAAUGGAAAGCCAUUUCCCCUGCCGGUUUUUGCGGCGACAUUGUCCCCCGGGAGUCAACUCGUCAUAGAUGAGGGACGCCAGAGGACAGCUAUAGGUCAUGAGUCCAAUGCCUCCCACCAAACCAUAUAUGGUGCCGUUGUGGCAAGUUGGGGACUACACGCAGCACUGGUUGCCGACAGCGAUACAGUGGAAUACCGAAAGUUUGGGUCGGAGAGAUUCAAGAUGGCAGCGCAAGAACUUUUGUACCCUUCUGACGGUACCGAGCCUCAUCGAUUCCAAGGCAAGAUUACGUAUUUGACGGCACAUGGUCAGGAAGAGAGCAUUGAGAAUGACGAACAUAUGUAUGUCCUAGCUAGCCUCGUUCCUAGGCUAGAGAAGGACUUUCUCAUUUCACCGGAUUCGGAGCCCCUAGAGGGACAAAUGCGGUUCUUGCGUUUCGGCCCUCUCCCAGCGGUAGAAGCGAUGCGCCUCAUGACUCUAGCUUACCAAGGGGGCCAGCAUGUGCACGAGGCAACAGUCACAUAUGAAGCAGUUGAUCAAUUACGGAUUGAGUUCCUGGAAGACUUGGAACGAUGGAGACGAGUGUGCAUUGAUGGCAAGAUUGUUGUCAUUGAGAAAGGCGGGUGGAUGGAAUUGCGUAAGGAGUCCCGACAGCUCCUAGAGAUCAUAAAAUCGUGA
Molecule: messenger RNA, 1341 nt
Organism: Penicillium verhagenii
Lineage: Eukaryota; Fungi; Ascomycota; Eurotiomycetes; Eurotiales; Aspergillaceae
Product: diacylglycerol/lipid kinase family protein
Exons: 1
Coding region: 1-1341 (446 amino acids)
Biological process (GO): sphingosine biosynthetic process
Cellular component (GO): membrane; intracellular membrane-bounded organelle; cytoplasm
Source: RefSeq, a predicted model, not a curated record